Messenger RNA from Cuscuta epithymum, 896 nucleotides. The record is from the annotation of a GenBank genome assembly. Lineage: Eukaryota; Viridiplantae; Streptophyta; Magnoliopsida; Solanales; Convolvulaceae.
UCUCUGAAACUCCUGCGUGUGCCGUCAAAAUUGCCAAAUCAAAUAAAUAAUAAUUUCAGAUCUGCCUAAAUUUAAAAGGAAAAUUCUUUCAGGAGUUCAUGAAUCAAGACACCAUUAUCUGCAUUUUUCUGCUAUAAAAUCCAAAAUUUUAAUAGGUGGGGCGAAUAGGUGCAAGUUAUUCAAUUGUUUUCUUCUCCACAGGGAAGUCCAGCUUUGUGAUGCAUGAGAAUGGGGAAUAUCUUCACAAGUUUAUGUUUCAUGUCCAAGUUGUGGUCCAAGAAUGAUGAUGAUGACGAUGACGAUGAUGAUGUUUCAUGCUGUAAUGUUCAUUUUUCAGGAGGAAAUGUAAAUCUCAUUACCACAAAAGAAAAUUGGGAACAGAAGAUUGAAGAAGCAAGAAACGAUAACAAAAUUGUGGUUGCAAACUUUAGCGCCUCAUGGUGUAGUCCUUGUAAAAUGAUUGCACCAUUCUACUGUGAACUAUCUGAGAAACAACCUUCUUUAACGUUCUUGGUGGUCGAUGUGGACGAACUUAGUGAAUUGAGUUCAUUGUGGGAGGUCAAAGCAACCCCAACUUUCUUUUUCAUAAAGGAUGGAAAGAAAUUUGACAGCCUGCUAGGGGCAAACAAGACAGAGCUGCAGAAUAAGAUUACAGCCAUUGUGGAUUCAGAGACACCACCGUGUCAGUCGUAGUUGUUAUGUAGAUGUUCUUAUGAGCAACGAGGAAUGACCGUCUUUCUUCUAGUUAUCCUGUAAAUGCAAUUAGUACUAUACAUAAAUACAUAGUAUUAGUUUCCUUCCAUUGUUUUUACUGAUUGAGAAAAUGGAAGGGUAGCAAUUAGAAUCCCAUCCUGCAUGCCUUACCCCGAUCUCCUAUCGACUCCCAAAUAAUUGCU